CCCGCCGUCCACUACGGUAUCGUAUCAAUUCUCGGAUAAACCAAGGAUCUAUAAAUAUUUAUGUUUUUACAUAUGUUCAGAUAAACUUCCUGCAUGCAGCAAGGUCAUUUGCGUUUAAUCCAGAAAUGUAUUGAUCAGAGUGGAUAGUUCUCUUCGCGAUAGCAGUCCAGCUUUUUGAACAGAUGGCAGAAGGCUCUGAGCUGGCCCAUGUUCCAGGAAAUGACAGGACGCCAAGCUGUAACAUCUCAAGCAGCAGUCGGUUCAAUAACGAUGAUGCAUCUGUGGAAGUUAGCAAUGUUUUAAACAUCCUAGGUUAUGGACAUGAGCUUCGACAGAAGCGCCGAGAAUGUUACAAGGCCAAUGACAACAAUAUAGAUGCACCUUCGGGUUUUGUACAGGGUUAUCAAACGAUCACAGUCGGGAGUAAGGCAGAAGGGCUUUCACGUUGUUUGGAAAGUGAUCGGGACGUUUUAGGUGUGAUUACCCGUGUGGAAUGCAUAGAAGUUGGUUUUGACCUAAACUUGAUUCCAAAGGACAAAACCGUGUUCAGAAUGGAUACGCAUAUAUGUUACCCUGGUCAUUGGAUACUGGUACUUGAGCGAGGUGUCCCAUUAUUUAAUGCCAUUCUUUUGGUAGCGCUGCGCGAGACUCAAAAUGGGAAAGUUAUUCUAAGCAGUGACGCUGUACUAAACAAUCGUAUAAUGUGUUCACAGCUAGGGCUAACACCCAUUUUCAAUGAACGUGCUGGGCCGUCAUUGCCGUUCAAUGUUGGACAGUGUAAAGCUGACACAGUAGUUGCACUACGCUAUCAUUGUCCCAGCAUACUCCAGAGAUGGGCUGCUAGAUCUCGACAUUGGCCGCCAUCAAAUGUUGUGGAAAAAGUCGUAUCAAUGGGGGCAUUCCUUACUCCUGUGGGAUUUACAGGGAGCAGAAAUAAGAAUAUUGAAUGGAGGAUUUGCUUCAACACAGAGAGGAACCUUAUGGAAGCCUGUGACCUCACGGAUGCUCAGACGCGAACAUGGCUAGCAACACUAACGGACAUGAUUGAUGAAGGUCCAAUGAUAAUUCGAAGGCUUUCACAGAUAAGACAAGCCAUUAUCUCUAACCCGGAGCUCUGCGAUGGUAUAACACGAGGAGAAUUGAACUGGAAAUUAUUUGCCUUGAAUUUUUGAAACAUGACAAAUAUAUAGUUCGCCCGCAAUCUGGUAAUUCUAUAGAUAAUCCGCUUUCACAUGUAUUACUAGGGCACCUAAUUUAUAUGCGUGAGCAUCCGUUUCUGCAUGGACUACUUCUGCGUCAUUUUCAGAUAGUGAAUGAGGUCUUUGAGAAAGUGUGUACUGAAGAAAGUAGGGACGCAAGUAGUAUUUUCGA
Molecule: messenger RNA, 1371 nt
Organism: Dreissena polymorpha
Lineage: Eukaryota; Metazoa; Mollusca; Bivalvia; Myida; Dreissenidae
Exons: 5
Coding region: 183-1172 (329 amino acids)
Source: RefSeq, a predicted model, not a curated record